CCUUCCUGAACAGUGGGCUGUGGUGCUGGGGCCAGACCAGUUCCCCUCUGCAGAGCCUGCCACAAGCAUGGACCAAGAGACCCUGGGCAAUGUUGUCUUGUUGGCCAUUGUCACCCUCAUCAGCGUGAUCCAGAAUGGGUUCUUUGCCCACAAGGUGGAGCACGAAAGCAGGAUGCAGAAUGGGCGGAGCUUUCAGAGGACUGGAACCCUUGCCUUUGAGCGGGUCUAUACUGCCAACCAGAACUGUGUGGACGCGUACCCCACUUUUCUAGUGGUGCUUUGGACUGCGGGGCUACUCUGCAGCCAAGUUCCUGCUGCCUUCGCUGGACUGAUGUACUUGUUUGUGAGGCAGAAGUACUUUGUUGGCUAUCUGGGAGAGAGAACUCAGAGCACGCCUGGCUACAUAUUUGGGAAGCGAAUCAUCUUGUUCCUGGUCCUCAUGUCCCUGGCUGGCAUCCUUAACUAUUACCUCAUCCUCUUGUUCGGAAGUGACUUUGAAAACUACAUAAAGACCAUCACUACCACCAUCUCUCCUCUGCUUCUCAUUCCCUAGCUCCCUGUGGAGUGCGGGCUCAGCUGAUCAAUACCUAGGAGUUGUCAUAACUCAGCCCUUUAAAGGAUCCUGCUUCUCUUCUCUAUAGAUAGCUGUAAAUCUAAUGGCCAACCGGGCCUCACAGCAUGUGUUAACCUUGCUUUUCCAGGAAGAAGACAAUUUCGUGUCAGCUCCCUCCCCCUCAACACAUCAGUAGCCUCUCCGAUUUAUUACUCAGAUCCAUUCUAUAUGUUUCAUGACUUGCUUUGCUUUCUGAUGGUGUUUUGUGGCCAGAUGCAUGUUUUCUUAAAAUAAAAUGCACAGACAACUUUCA
Dipodomys spectabilis (banner-tailed kangaroo rat) is the source of this 866-nucleotide messenger RNA. It is a transcript of the gene Alox5ap, whose product is annotated as arachidonate 5-lipoxygenase activating protein. The record is from RefSeq and is a predicted model, not a curated record. The coding region runs from base 68 to 553 and encodes 161 amino acids. Gene Ontology annotation, molecular function: glutathione transferase activity; leukotriene-C4 synthase activity; enzyme activator activity. NCBI's taxonomy places the organism in Eukaryota, Metazoa, Chordata, Mammalia, Rodentia, Heteromyidae. The transcript has 5 exons. Gene Ontology annotation, cellular component: nuclear envelope; membrane; endoplasmic reticulum. Gene Ontology annotation, biological process: leukotriene biosynthetic process.